Messenger RNA from Humulus lupulus (European hop), 972 nucleotides. RefSeq lists its product as uncharacterized. The transcript has a single exon. The record is from RefSeq and is a predicted model, not a curated record. NCBI's taxonomy places the organism in Eukaryota, Viridiplantae, Streptophyta, Magnoliopsida, Rosales, Cannabaceae. The coding region runs from base 1 to 972 and encodes 323 amino acids.
AUGGGGAGUUCAUCAUCCUUCAUAUCUCAACUAGUUUUGGAUCUUCAUAAGGAUUUUUCUUUGAAGGAUUUGGGUGAUAUCAACUAUUUUCUGGGCAUUCAAGUAACACACACAUCCGCUGGUUUUCAUUUGUGUCAACGCAAAUAUGUUCAAGAUCUUCUUUGCAGGACCAAGAUGCAAGAAGCAAAAUCACAAGGCACCCCAAUGAAUGCGGGACUCAAGCUAUCUACCUAUGGCAGCGACUCUGUAAGUGACCCCUCCUUGUAUCGCUCUAUUGUUGGUGCUUUACAAUAUGCUACUGUCACACGCCCAGAAAUUGCAUAUAGUGUGAACAAGGUCUCCCAAUUCAUGCACAACCCUCUUGAGUCUCACUGGAUUGUUGUCAAAAGGAUUCUGCGAUAUCUAGCUGGUACACUUGAUUAUGGUAUUCAUCUUCAACGCCCAACACAGCUUGUUCUUGAAGCAUUUAGUGACGCCGAUUGGGCUAGUGAUCCUGAUGAUCGUCGCUCUACAACUGGAUUUUGUGUCUAUUUUGGAGGUAACUUAGAUGCUUGGCAAUCCAAGAAACAACAUACGAUUUCUAGAUCCUCUAUAGAAGCAGAGUUUCGCAGCCUUGCCUCUGUUGUGACCGAGAUCACUUGGAUUCAAUCCUUGCUUCGUGAUCUUCACAUCACUACUCAGCCUUCUCCUCUAGUUUGGUGUGACAAUCUGAGUUCCGUAAUGCUUGCAGCCAAUCUCAUUCUCCAUGCAAGGACCAAACAUAUUGAGAUUGAUCUUUAUUUUGUUCGUGACAAGGUGCUUCAAGGAAAACUCAGUGUUCGUCAUGUUCCUGCCAUUUCUCAGAUUGCAGACUGCCUCACUAAGCCACUGUCCAUCACUCACUUCUCUGUUUUGCGUGACAAACUCAGUGUUGUUUCCUUAAACACGCUGAGUUUGAGGGGGGCUGUUAGGGAUAUAGAAUUAGUUAGUUAG